Molecule: messenger RNA, 711 nt
Organism: Trichoderma asperellum CBS 433.97
Lineage: Eukaryota; Fungi; Ascomycota; Sordariomycetes; Hypocreales; Hypocreaceae
Biological process (GO): protein import into mitochondrial matrix
Cellular component (GO): mitochondrial inner membrane; TIM23 mitochondrial import inner membrane translocase complex
Molecular function (GO): transmembrane protein transporter activity
Source: RefSeq, a predicted model, not a curated record
AUGUCUUCUCUGUGGAAUGCAUUCACCGGAGGCAACAAGCCUGCCCAGCAGCAGCAGCAGCAGCAGCAACACCAGCCUUUCACUCCCGAUGCUGCCCCUCCGACCACCCACCUCUACGACCCAACCCAAGGUGCGGGCGUUGAGUCCUUCUUGCAGAGCUCGGCUUUCGCGGAUCCCUCACAAUUACAUCCCCUCGCUGGAUUGAACAGAGACACCCUGGAAUACCUCUCUCUCGAAGACUCAACGCUGUCCGACCUGCCGGGCGGCCAAUCCGUUCUCCCCUCUCGAGGAUUCACCGACGACCUUUGCUACGGCACCGGUAUUACUUACCUGACGGCACUGUCGAUAGGAGGUGCAUGGGGAUUCCAAGAGGGUCUGCGGAGGUCUGCCGGCCAGCCCCCUAAGCUGCGACUCAAUGCCGUUCUCAACGCCAUGACAAGGCGGGGUCCAUUCCUGGGCAACAACGCCGGUGUUGUCGCCAUCACAUACAACUGCAUCAACUCGCUGAUUGGAUUCCUACGCGGUGAGCACGACGCUUUCAACACAAUCGCUGCUGGUGGGCUCAGCGGUAUGGUUUUCAAGAGCACCAGGGGUGUUCGGCCAAUGAUGAUUUCCGGCGGUCUAGUGGCCUCCCUAGCCGGUGUCUGGGCGAUUGCACGACAGUCAUUCUUCCCCGUCCCCGAGCGACAUGCCGAGCACGCCGCAUUGUAA